AUGAUGGUGGAACAUCAUCGGAGAAUUGAUUCUGAUCAAAAAAUGGAACCAAAAAAAGUGGAAUUGGAGGAUGAAACGGGAGAGGAAAGAGCAAAAAGAGUUUGGAAAAUGGCGGAUUGUGUUUGCUUUGACGUGGAUUCGACGGUUUGUCGGGACGAAGCAAUCGAUGAAUUGGCGAAUUUCCUCGGCGUUGUCUACUUGGUGUCUGGGGGUUUCCGAAGUCUCAUUGAACCGGUGGCUGAUUGUUUGAAGAUUUCACGCACAAAAAUCUAUGCAAAUGUGCUACUUUUCAACGAGGAUGGAUCGUAUUCGGGGUUUGAUGAAAACGAGUUGACUUCAGAUUCGGGAAGUAAAGAGAUAGGCAAGCCUGGCGUGUGUGCACUUCUCAAGAAAAAAUAUGGAUACGAGAAUUUGGUGAUGAUUGGCGAUGGAGCGACUGAUUAUGAAGCAUUCCCGCCUGCGGAUGCCUUCAUCGGAUUCGGGGGAAAUCAAAUUCGAGAAAACGUUCGCACAAAUGCCCCCUGGUACGUUUACGACUUCGAGGUUUUGCGACGAGAAUUAGAAGAC
Molecule: messenger RNA, 567 nt
Organism: Mesorhabditis belari
Lineage: Eukaryota; Metazoa; Nematoda; Chromadorea; Rhabditida; Rhabditidae
Source: the annotation of a GenBank genome assembly